CAAUCACUGUUCGGAGGAAUAGGUGGGCGGGGCCAGAUUGGUUGGCGGGGAGAAUAAUCUGAUCUAAUGGGGAGGUUAAUGCAGAUUGCCAGGCUAAUGGUUUGGCAUUCGGACAUCCAUAGUAAGCCUUGAAUAUGGCACAAGAAGAAAUGGAGGUGGAUCUUCCUAACUUAUUGUAUCCCAUGGAUUCAAACAGAGAAGUGAGAGCAUCACAUCAGCCCCUUGGUAGUAGGCAAGUUCUUUUUUUGCCACCCCCACUUACAUAUUCAGAUGACUCAGAGGAGCUUUUCUUAGGGCCAGAAGAGCCAAAUGAUGUUAUCGUUUUGGAUUCUGGGGAGGAGGCCCCUGCACAGGUUGUGGCACCAACUAAUGCUCUACAGAUGCUCCACGGCGCUCUAGAACAGCUACGGCAAGCUGCUGAGCAACGCUCCUCUGUACGUCGUGCAAGGGUUCAAAGAAGGAGUGCCAGGCGGCAGCAAAGAGGAGGGUCACAACGCACAGCUGGAACUAACUCUCGUGCUUCAUUGAAUAGCUUCUUCCAAAUAAACAGAACCCAAGGCUUGGCUCCUACAUCCGAAAGAGUUGAGCGAAAUGCUCUCUUGAGGACAGAAGCUACAAGAACCUCACCAGGGGGCAGUUCUGAUGAAACUGUGGAACUAAGUGAGGAAGAGGAGGGGAUAGAAAGCUCCACAGAUGUUGAUGAAGUAGAGAUUAAUGCAGGCGCUGCACCACCUGCAGAGCCAGCCCCUGAGGAGCUUCAGAUUAAUGUCGUAGAGGUUCAAGCAGAGGCCCCUGCAGUGUCUAACUUAGUAACUGUUCCUGAAAGUGUCACCCUACCCCUUCAAACACAAACAAAACAGAAAACACCAGUGAAACAGUUGUCACCAGUGAAAACUCUGCCACCUGAAGAAGACGAAGGGGACACAUGUGCAAUCUGCUUUGAGCCAUGGACAAAUGCUGGACAGCACCGUCUUUCAGCCCUGCGCUGUGGUCAUUUAUUUGGCUUCACCUGCAUCGAGCGUUGGCUGAAGGGGGGUGCUGCCAAGUGCCCACAGUGCAAUAAGAAGGCAAAACGCGCUGAUAUUGUUGUGCUAUAUGCAAGAUCACUGAAAGCCCUGGACACAAGUGAGCAGGAAAGAAUGAAAAGCUCCCUGGAAAAGGAGCAGAGUAUGCGCAGGAAGGCAGAGUUGGAAUCUGCACAGUGCAGACUUCAAGUCCAGGUGCUAACAGAUGAGUGUGGAAAAUUGCGCAAGCAGAUUCAGGAGUUGAAGAUGUUGAUUGCUCAACAUGGUGCCAGUACCUCCAUGCAGGCUUCUUCCUCUCGAUCCACUAUCUCUGGUAGCCUGUCUUCUAGCCAGGGCCAGCACAAAUACAACUUUGAGAAAGCCAUCCUGAUCUCUCAAGCUGGAAGCUGUCGUGUCAUGUCAUACUGUGAAAGCAUGAGUUGCCUAGUAGUAUCACAACCUUCACCUCAGACAACGCUUAUUCCUGGUUGUGGAAUUAAGAAGCUUAGUGCUGCGAAUCUGAAAAGCAGCCAGUAUGUUCCCAUUCACUCAAAACAAAUCAGGGGCCUUGCAUUCAGUAAUCGUUCUGAUGGCCUGCUGCUCUCGGCAGCUCUUGAUAACACCAUUAAGCUCACCAGCUUAUUGACUAAUACGGUGGUACAAACAUAUAACACAGGCCGACCAGUAUGGAGCUGCUGCUGGUGCUCUGACAAUAGCAACUAUGUAUAUGCUGGAUUGAUCAAUGGCUCAGUACUUGUAUAUGAUCUACGAGACACAAGUGAUUGUGUACGAGAACUGGUGCCACUAGGUUCCCGGUGUCCUGUGGUAUCAUUAUCUUAUGUGCCGCGGGCUGCUUCUGAAGUCUUUCCUUGUGGAGGUGUGCUGGUUGGGACCUUAGAGGGUGCAUGCUUCUGGGAAAUGAAAGAUGAUCAGUAUCGACCACAUGUUCUUCCUUUGGAGCCUGGGGGCUGCACAGACAUACAGACAGAGAGCAGCACAAGGCACUGUCUUGUUACUUACCGCCCUGGUAAAACCCAUAAUUAUGUACGUGGUGUUAUGAUGGAACUGACCAGUAACCGGCUGAGUGACUCUGAAAAUGAGUACAGUUGUUCCUGUUACCCUGUUCAAACCUUUAAUGCUGGUAGCACAUGCAAGCUUCUCACCAAGAAUGCCAUAUUUCAGAGCCCUGAGAGAGAUGGCUCUAUUUUGGUUUGUGCUGGUGAUGAAGCUUCAAACUCUGCAAUGCUUUGGCAUUCAGGAAAUGGUACUCUUCUUCAGAAGCUUCAAGCUGACCAGCCUGUUUUAGAUAUCUGUCCCAUGGAAGUAAAUCAAAGCAGUAUGCUGGCCACUUUAACAGAGAAAAUGGUAAAAAUCUAUAAAUGGGAGUAACAUGUCCCUUCAAAAGAUUAUUUUUUGCUUAUUUGGCUGGCACCAUGGUAGCAUUCCAAGUCUUCAUACUGAUCUUGCCUGCAGCAUGACAGUGUUCCAGGCUUCUAACCAAAAUGAUCAGCUGAGAUGCACUAAUGUAUGUACAGUAAUCAUAUGCUGCUUUUCAACAGUUAUAUAUUCAAUUAAAACUAAGGUCUUGUCUCACAGCUUAAAUCUGUGUGCAAUAAUCUAAUUUUAAAGGACUUUGUUCUGUGAAAUCCCUGUCCAGGGGUGUUCUUUAAAAAUGUCUGUUUCGUAUGUCUCUUGUAUAUAUUUUCUUUGUAAUUCUGUCACCAUUUCCUUUUCCCCCUCUGUCCUAAUAAAGAAUUUUAAUACCAUUAUGGUACAAAAUAAGUAAAGUACUUGCACAUCG
Messenger RNA from Xenopus tropicalis (tropical clawed frog), 2805 nucleotides. It is a transcript of the gene rfwd3, whose product is annotated as ring finger and WD repeat domain 3. Gene Ontology annotation, molecular function: ubiquitin-protein transferase activity; ubiquitin protein ligase activity. NCBI's taxonomy places the organism in Eukaryota, Metazoa, Chordata, Amphibia, Anura, Pipidae. Gene Ontology annotation, cellular component: cytoplasm; nucleus; PML body. Gene Ontology annotation, biological process: protein ubiquitination; interstrand cross-link repair. The coding region runs from base 135 to 2393 and encodes 752 amino acids. The transcript is spliced from 13 exons. The record is from RefSeq and is a predicted model, not a curated record.